Messenger RNA from Adineta steineri, 1236 nucleotides. NCBI's taxonomy places the organism in Eukaryota, Metazoa, Rotifera, Eurotatoria, Adinetida, Adinetidae. The record is from the annotation of a GenBank genome assembly.
AUGGCUUCGUCGAAUAAUGAUAUUCAGUUGGUUGAACAUUCAGUUCUUCAAACAACCUUUUCGGUUGAUGCGAAUGAACAUUCGAAUCUACAGAAUCAACCUGUACCCUCUGAUCGCAUAAAUCAUUUAAAAUGGAUAGCUACGGCUCCAACAUCAGUAAAAAAUUAUUUCUUUUCAUUAGAAUUCUCUACCAUUGUUGGGAUUGGACUUGCACUUUUAACAGUUUUAGUAACAGUCAUCGGCGUACCUAUAUUAUAUUCUUUCAAGAGCAAAGAAAUUGCAACAAGUAGUGGUAUUACUCUUCGUUGGAACACAAAGGCAAGGACAAUAAUCGGGAUUUCAGGUGAGGCCGGUGCGUCUGCAGAUCAAGUUUCUAAACCGCUUGGUUUAAAAUUCGAGUCACCCAAUACACUUUAUAUCGCUGAUUAUCAAAAUAAUCGAGUUCAAAAAUGGCAAAUUGACGCUACAAACGGCACGACAGUAGCUGGCCAAGCAGAUGCAUCAAUAGGCAACGCUGCGAAUCUUUUUCACUAUCCUGCUUAUUUCGUUCUUGAUCCAAAUGACAAUAUCUAUGUAUCAGAUCGAUAUAACUUUCGAGUUCAACUUUGGGCUAAAGGCGCCUCUUCUGGUCAAACCAUCGCCGGUACAGGAGUUGCUGGCAUUGGCGCUGAUCAAUUGAAUAAUCCAUGGGGUAUUGCCCUUGACUACAAUGCAAGUAUAAUUUACAUAGCAGAUUGUUAUAAUAACCGUGUGAUGAAAUAUAAAUUGGGUGAAACGAAUGGUACUUUGGUUGCUGGUGGAAAUGGUCAAGGAACAACUAAUAAACAGUUGUUUUAUCCUACAGGUCUCUAUUUUGACUUAUCAACAAACAGCAUUGUCAUUGCUAAUUGGGGUGGGAAUAAUAUUGUUCAGUGGAUGUUAGGAGAUGAUCAUUGGACUAUUCUUGCCGGUGACUUUAAUGGAGUGAUUGGUAGUACAUCAACAUUACUCAAUGGUCCAUACGAUAUGGUAUUUGACUAUAUGAAGAAUUUAUAUGUGGCUGAUACAGGUAAUCAGCGCGUACAACUUUUCAUUAAAGGUCAAAUGAAUGGUACCACAAUUGCUGGUUCAACUGGAACCCAAGGCAAUACACAUAGCUUACUAUAUAAUCCUUAUUCACUCGCUCUGGAUGAUCAGCUCAAUUUGUACAUUGCAGAUACGUUCAAUAAUCGAAUACAACGAUAUUCACGUUAUUAA